Molecule: messenger RNA, 2229 nt
Organism: Hordeum vulgare subsp. vulgare (domesticated barley)
Lineage: Eukaryota; Viridiplantae; Streptophyta; Magnoliopsida; Poales; Poaceae
Product: protein NPG1-like
Exons: 5
Coding region: 90-2108 (672 amino acids)
Molecular function (GO): protein binding
Source: RefSeq, a predicted model, not a curated record
UCCGCUUCUCUCCAUUGACGACGAAACCGAGCACCUCCCAGCUCGACGAAAUCGGGUGCCCGUCAGUGCGAUCCCUCUGCUGCAUUGGCAUGGCGGAGCCGGAGGACGGCGGCGAGGUGGCCCCUCCUGAGGCGGCGGCAGCGACGAACGCAGCCGCUGAUUCGUCUCCCCCUGUUAAGGAGGAGCCGGCGCCAGCGGCAGAGGCAAAGCCGGCCAGCUCUGGCGAAGGGGUCUCCCUCAACUAUGAGGAAGCGAGAGCUCUCUUGGGAAGGCUGGAAUUUCAGAAAGGCAAUGUAGAAGCUGCACUUUGUGUGUUUGAUGGAAUAGACCUUCAAGCUGCCAUUGAGCGCUUUCAACCAUCAUCCUCGAAGAAAACAACAGAAGCUACUCUCGUUCUUGAAGCCAUUUACUUGAAAGCAUUGUCCCUUCAGAAGCUAGGAAAAUCAACAGAUGCCGCUCAACAAUGCAAAAGCGUCAUCGAUUCUGUUGAAAGUAUGUUCAAGAAUGGCACUCCUGACAUCGAACAAAAGCUACAAGAAACUAUCAAUAAAUCUGUGGAACUUCUCCCGGAGGCCUGGAAAAAAGCUGGUUCUCUUCAGGAAACAUUUGCUGCGUACAGACGCGCUCUUCUCAGCCCGUGGAACCUCGACGAGGAAUGCAUCACAAGGAUUCAAAAGAGAUUUGCUGUUUUCUUGUUGUAUGGUUGUGUGGAGGGAAGCCCACCCAGCUCCGGUUCACCAGCUGAAGGCACUUUUGCCCCAAAGACUAACAUUGAGGAAGCCAUUCUACUCCUCACAAUAUUAUUGAAGAAGUGGUAUCAAGGAAAGACCCACUGGGAUCCCUCGGUGAUGGAACAUUUGACCUACGCGUUGUCGAUUUGCAGCCAACCAUCUCUUAUUGCAAAUCAUCUCGAGGAGGUUUUACCUGGGAUAUAUCCCCGGACGGAGAGAUGGAACACACUAGCAUUUUGCUAUUAUGCCGUUGGCCAGAAAGAGGUGGCUCUGAAUUUCUUGAGGAAGUCCUUGAAUAAGCACGAGAACCCAAAAGAUACAAUGGCAUUGUUGUUAGCUGCCAAGAUAUGUAGCGAGGACCGCCGUCUUGCUUCCGAGGGUGUGGAGUACGCGAGAAGAGCGACUGCAAACACUGAAUCAUUAGAUGUUCAUCUGAAGAGCACCGGCCUCCAUUUCUUGGGGAGUUGCCUGAGUAAGAAGGCUAAGACUGUUUCAUCCGAUCACCAAAGAGCUAUGUUGCAGACAGAAACUAUGAAGUCGCUUACGGAGGCGAUGUCUCUUGACCGCAACAAUCCUAACCUAAUAUUCGACAUGGGAGUCGAAUACGCCGAGCAACGGAACAUGAAUGCCGCACUGAGAUGUGCCAGGGAGUUUAUCGACGCAACCGGCGCAUCGGUCUCGAAAGGUUGGAGGUUUCUAGCACUAGUCCUGUCCGCGCAGCAAAGAUACUCCGAAGCAGAAGUGGCGACCAAUGCCGCGUUAGACGAGACGGCAAAGUGGGAUCAAGGGUCACUGCUCAGGAUAAAGGCUAAGUUGAAGGUCGCCCAAUCAUCGCCCAUGGAGGCGGUGGAGGCAUACCGGGUCCUUCUUGCUCUUGUUCAGGCCCAGAAGAAUUCGCCUAAAAAAGUUGAGGGAGAGGCUGAUGCAGUUACCGAGUUCGAAAUCUGGCAAGGUCUUGCAAAUCUCUACUCCAGCCUCUCACACUGCAGGGACGCCGAGGUAUGUUUGCAGAAAGCCAGAGCCCUGAAAUUGUACUCCGCCGCGACACUCGAAGCCGAAGGUUACAUGCACGAGGUGCGCAAGGAGAGCAAGGAGGCGUUGGCGGCCUACGUGAACGCCUCGGCGAUGGAGUUGGAGUACGUGUCGUCCAAGGUGGCCAUCGGGGCGCUGCUCUCCAAGCAGGGGGGCAAGUACCUCCCGGCGGCGAGGGCCUUCCUCUCGGACGCCCUGAGGGUCGAGCCGACGAACCGGAUGGCGUGGCUCAACCUGGGGAAGGUGCACAAGCUCGACGGGAGGAUAGCCGACGCCGCCGACUGCUUCCAGGCGGCGGUGAUGCUCGAGGAGUCGGAUCCCGUGGAGAGCUUUAGGACGCUCUGAUGAGAUUAUCACAGCUAUAUAUGAAGUCCUCACUUUCUUUUACCCUCCGCGUUACACUUACACCUCUACUCUCCUUGUUUAUCUCUCCUGUUGUACUAGUUCAAUGAAUGUAAAGUUAACC